AUGGGGAACUGUAAAUCAAAAAAGGAAAAGCCAAAGGAACCAGCUACGUUUUUCGAAUAUGAAAAAAAGCGGGAGGCUGUGCUGGAUGAGCAAAAGAAGCUCAUGUUAAAAAAUUCGCACAGAAGAUUCGGCGAGCAGAAGCAGCCGCUUCCGCCGCAAGCGCAGGCCGCGCCGCCUUCUGUGGCCAGCCCGGUCCAUGCGCCGGCGCCUCAUGUCCGUUCCUAUGAUGAAGAGGCUCUGGAUCGAAUGCGCGAGGAUCUGCGUCACAGAAGUGACCGGUUUCUCUUGAACAACAUACUUCUUUCAAUACAGUUUUUUGAGAACUAUGAAAGGGAAAUGCAUCAAAUCAAAAAUAACCCGAUUAGUGAACGUGAACAUAUGAUUAACGAAGCGAUGGUGCGACAAAAUAAACACGUGUUUUUCGCUGACCGAUUGCAAGAGUGCGUUCAUGAACACGUUAUAUAUAAGGGCAAAGAUAAACAACAGCCGUUACUUGCUCCUCGACUUUUUGUCAUACAUGACAACGUGGAGGCUAGUGAACCAGGAGAUACGUCCGAUUACAGCGCGGUUCUUGAUGCACCGUUCUACAAGUUACAGAUUGAGGACGGAGUAGACCCAGGAUACAUUAAAUUGAAGAAAAUAGAAGUCCUCGAAAGUACUCUACAUAAAGAAAAUGAAGUUAUAAAUAUAAGUAAAGCUGAAUCCGAUGAUAGCAUUUAUACCGAUUCCGCAAAAGAAUCUAAUGCUUCCGAUGAAUUUCCGUAUAGUUCUAGAAAGGACGAGGAGUCAUUUCAAAAAGUUAGACCUGGGAUGGACAUUAAAAUGAUGCCUUCAUCUAUUGAGCCCAAAAUGUCACACAUACAAAACAAUGGAGGCGGUGGUAGGAGAUACAGUGGGCCGAUAAAGCAGUAUAGCCUUCAAGUAGCUAAGAGUGAUAUUUCAAACAUGCGACACCGAAACAUAGAAGAUUGUGUACCCGAGGAAGAUGAUACGUACGAAUCAAAUACAAAUUUCGAAAUGGAUAAUUACUUUCCAAUGUUAUCCAAAACUACAAGCUUAAUGAGUGAAAGAAGGUUGAGUGGACCAACGAUGUACAGAAAAAAACGCCCAAAAUCUGAAAUGCGUUCAGCUGUUUCAGAGGGUAAUCUUACUGAUAACACUGAAACUUCAGGUUACAGGUCAAACUCUAGUAGUAGGCAGGUUGAAUUAAGUGAAAACGAAUCAGACUAUGGAUAUGCUACUAUAACUGAGGCGGCAACGCCUAGGAAAAUAGAACUCAGUUUAAGAUCUAACUACUCGCUUACGUCUGGAGCUUUACCAGAAGAAGCUUGGACAACCGUUGAUGUUAAGGUUUUGGGGGAAGAGACCGAGGAAGAUGAUAACGACGAUGAUGAAAAAGCCCUCGAUCCCGCUAAUUUAUUCGAAAGUGUGUAUUACCUCAACUCUUUGAGAUUUAUGAAAAUUUUUGUUGAUAAUUUUAUAAUGAAUCUGGGAUCUGGAUUAGGGCUUACUUCCAGUGAAAUCCAUUCUGCGUUAACACAAGGGGCUUGCAUUUAUUGUGAUACUACUAGAAAUGGCACCAGGUUUGGCUAUGAAAUAUUUCCUGCUCUUUUUGCCGCCUGGCCGAAUGCAGCUAACCCGUGGAUUAUAAGAGAGAGAAAAGUCAUACGAAAUCCGAGAAAUAAUAAUCUUUACCAAUGGCCUAAUCAAAAUAUGGUCAGCAAAGCUAUAGGAUUUGGAUGUUUAUUGGUACCAAUAGGAUUUAGAAUUAAAAGAGGUCUUAAUCCUAAUCAACCUUUGCAAUGGAAAUUAAUAUUCCCAGCAGUAGAACGUUACCUAGAAAGUUAUUUGGCACACGCUCAGAUCCGAUGCUAUUUGUUUGCUUUGGCGUUGCAUAAGACCUUUAUUGAAAACGAAACCGCUAAAAUUGGUUUGGAUGCGAGUCAUAUUAAGAAUCAUCUGUUUUGGCGAUGUGAAGAUAAUUAUGCAAGGUGGCCAGAAGAUCAACUUGGUACAGUUUUGCUUGAAUUCCUGGAAAGUUUAUACGGCAAUUUAUCAAAAUCAAGAAUGCCAAAUUAUUUUAUAGACAAUUGUAAUGAAAUUAAAAAUAUACCGCAUCCCUUGUUACGUGAGCAACAAAGUAGAUUAGCGAAGAUCAUUGAGGCUCCUGUGUUGCACAUGCUCAGCGCACUAAAUAAAAUAAAAUACACCAAGAGAGAUUUCUACCCUAAAUUUCAAAGCCGAAGACUCUUUCAAAUAUUAACUUGCAAGGAUCCUUUACGUCUGAUCAAUCCAAAUAUACCUAAAGUUGUAACUCCCUCUAAAUAUGAAGAUAGUUCAGAGAGCGAAACUGAAUCUGGCUUUUGGGAGACAAACAAGGCUUACGACAGAGAUUAUAGAUGGCGUAAAGCGGCGCAUAGAAAGACUGAAGAAAAGAAAAAAUCUAAGACGACAACAAAACAACAAAAAGAGGCUUGGAAACAGUACACAAUACCACUGAAAAUGGACCAGAUACGACGACGUCUUGUUCUCGAAUUCUUCAUUCCUCACUUCAUCGCAAUGGCUCGAUCUAGUGAAAAAUUCGAAGCAAUAAGGCAGGCGCUCAUAUAUUUGGAACAGGCUCAAAGACUCAGCAUACUGCUGUCGGAAGAAACAGGAGGUGAUUUCACAGCCAAGGAAUAUCUAAAAAUAAUUAAAGAAAAAUUGAUUGAUUGUCAAAGAAAACUAGUACAGCAAAGCUUUUUACCUCAGAGGUCUGAUAUCAAUCGUAAACGUAAACCACAACCACGACACAAACAACGGCCAAAAUUUGAAGACAUCCAGGAUUCUCCUGUUGAAAGCCCUGGUAUACCAGCAUUUACUUUCGUUGAUGUGCACACUGAAAACUCAAUGCGCGAUCACAUGAAAUUAAAUGAAUUUGUGAAUGGCGAGGAAUCUAAGUUGUAA
This is a messenger RNA of Spodoptera exigua (beet armyworm), 2946 nucleotides long. NCBI's taxonomy places the organism in Eukaryota, Metazoa, Arthropoda, Insecta, Lepidoptera, Noctuidae. The record is from the annotation of a GenBank genome assembly.